Messenger RNA from Oikopleura dioica, 1095 nucleotides. NCBI's taxonomy places the organism in Eukaryota, Metazoa, Chordata, Appendicularia, Copelata, Oikopleuridae. The record is from the annotation of a GenBank genome assembly.
AUGUCAUCCCUUUUUAAACAUUUCCUUAUUAUCACGGAUUCUGAUGCUAGUUCUGAAGUGAUCACGGGCUGGCAACCUCCUUCUUCAAUCAGAUAUCACAAAGGAGACAGAUACGGAUUGCGGCAAUAUAUUCAAGUGGAAAAGGCCGAGUCAGAAACUCAGUGCAAUUUUGGAGAUAAGGUGUUUUCAAGCCCAGCCGACGUGGUGAAAGCGUUGUUUAACCAGUUGCUUCCAUCGGACCAAGUGGCCGGCUCAAUCAGCUCGAGCGAGGACGCUGGAUGGAGCCAUGGAUGGUCGUGUCGAUCGGAGAGCGCCCAAACUGUGGAAUUUCCAGAGCUGAUGCAUUUGAAAUUAAAGCCAGCUGCCCUCGGCCGCCCAAGUAGAAAGUCUCGGCUGACUGAGCCCCUGCCCUAUCUUGGAUUAGAACCGUCAACGACUAGUUCCGGAUUCAAUCCUGCUUCGCUAAGUGCAUCAGGGCCGGUGAUGAUUUUCGGGUGCGAUCAAAGUUUUCGACGUGAUGAAAUCAGCGAGCAUCUGGCGAAUAUCCACGACGGGGUUAUUCCCAAUUUAUACGGGACAAUUAUUGAACGCUGCCCCAUGCAUCGAUAUGGCUGUAACUUCUACAGAAAUAGACUCGUUCCCGAUCGAGGACAUUUAAAACACGAUACAGUGAAAAAAUGUUGGCCCUGCCCACAAAAAGUAGUGAGAAAUAGAAGAACUUCGAUUGGUUUGGCUGAUAUGCCGGUAGAAGUUCUCAUACGAAUCAUCAAAAAUCUCGAUAGUUAUUCGAUGAAGAGUUUGCUGGCGACAAACUAUGAUCUCAGCGUACUGGUUGAUGAUAUAAUGAGUGACUGUGGAAUGGUUUUAUCCCAAUGGAAGAAAACCGAGGAGGGCUGGUCCCUCGACUUUAAAUGGACAUUUUCGAACCAUUCGAAGCCUGCUAAUUGGCGACUAUCUGACGAGCCUGCGAUAGGAGCCCAUCUUACUUCUUGUUCUUUCCUAAAAAGUUCUCAAACACAAUAUGGCACUCGUCCUUUGCCCCAAAUUGGCAUGGCAAGGGGAACCCAAGUGCGGGAUUUGCCAUUUUCUUACUGA